AUGAAAUAUUAUUAUUAUUUUUUAAUUCUUCUCCUAAUAUUUCCUUUUAAUCAAGGAAGAAGAUUAAGAAAUAAUGGAAAAGUUAGAUCAUUAAUUAAUUCUUCUUCAACACCAUCUUAUCAUUCUAACGAUGAUAAUAAUUUAUUUAUUGAUACUAAUUCUAAUGGUGAAGAAGAUAUUUUUACAGAACCACCAUGGACAGAUAAACAAAUAAUAGAAGAAAUUCUUAAACGUUAUCGUUUCCCGGAUUCAUCUUCAAAUAUUUCUGUUGCAGUUUUUGUAGUUAUAGAUAAAUUUUUACCAUCUUCACCAGAUGUUUGUUCAUUACAAUUAAAAAUUAAACAAAAAUGGCUUGAAAAUAGAUUAUCUUAUAGAAAUUUUAGAGAUUCUAUACAUCCAAUUAAAUUCAGAAGUUUAAAUUAUAUCUGGUCACCAUCAUUAAAUAUAGAUAAUGCUAUAUCAAUGACUGGACUUGGUAAAGAAGAUAUUAAAGUUUAUUCUAAUGGUAUGGUAGAGUAUGAACAAAAAUAUCAAAUAACUGUUGAUACAUAUGGUAGUUUAAUUAAUUAUCCUUUUGAUAUAAAAAAUUGUUCUAUAUAUUUUUCAAAUGAUGAUAGUAGAGCAUCAUGGUCAUAUCUAUCAAAUGCUGAUGUUGGUGGAGCAAAUAUAAGAAUGAUAAGUGGUUGGCAAGCUGUAUCAUGGAGUCGUGGACAUCAUUCAUUAUUAAUAACUAUAAAAAGGAAUGUACAAAGUUUGAUAUUUAAUUAUUUUAUACCAACAAUGUUAUUAUCUAUUAUUAGUAUUAUUCCUUUAUUUUUUUCACCAUUUUCAAAAUUUAAUAGAAUAAUAUUUGGUAGUAUCAUUUUUUUGACAACAUUUUUUUUAACUUUAUAUCAUUUUGGUUCAAUACCAAAUACAUUUUACUUAAAAGCUAUUGAAAUUUGGGCAUUAUUUACAAAUAUUUUUACAUUUGGUGCUUUGACAGAAUCUAUUUUCAUAACAAAUUGUGCUUUCCAAAGAAUCUUACGCCCACCUACACUUAAAGCAAAUCGUUCAAAUUAUUAUGAAGAAAAUGAUGAGAGGACAAAAUGGAUUAAUGAAGCACCUUAUUAUUCUCAGAUGACUGAAUCUAAACCACGAUCUAUAGUAACAUUAUUAGAUUGUUUAUUUAGAUUUAUUCUUUUAAUAUCAUUAAUUUCAUUUAUUAUGUACUUUUUUUUAAGAUUUUAUAUUCCAUAUUGGGAUUAUAAAUAA
This is a messenger RNA of Strongyloides ratti, 1254 nucleotides long. RefSeq names its product Neurotransmitter-gated ion-channel transmembrane domain and Neurotransmitter-gated ion-channel ligand-binding domain-containing protein. Lineage: Eukaryota; Metazoa; Nematoda; Chromadorea; Rhabditida; Strongyloididae. The record is from RefSeq and is a predicted model, not a curated record. Gene Ontology annotation, molecular function: extracellular ligand-gated monoatomic ion channel activity; transmembrane signaling receptor activity; neurotransmitter receptor activity. The transcript has 3 exons. Gene Ontology annotation, biological process: chemical synaptic transmission; regulation of membrane potential; signal transduction. The coding region runs from base 1 to 1254 and encodes 417 amino acids. Gene Ontology annotation, cellular component: neuron projection; membrane; synapse.